AUGGAUUUAAAUAAAUACAGGAAUAAUACGAGUUACCCUAAACCAAAAGAAUUUGUGAGGUACGAUGGAAAUUACACGUCCAAUAAUAGAAGUGAAGAAAAUAAUUUUAGGGGAAAUGCACAGGUUCAAAAGGAAAACUAUAGAGAAAAGAAAAAGAAGGCUGGAAAAAAGUUUUACAACAUCUUUAAUGAUCCGUCAUGUACUCUGAUGGAAGACUGGUUGAAGAUUCGAGGAACCUUAAAAAAGUGGACCAAGCUAUGGUGUGAUCUGAAGCCCGGAGCACUUCUUAUUUAUAAAAACCCCAAAAAUGAUAAGUGGGUUGGGACAGUACUAUUGAAUCCCUGUGCAUGUAUUGAACGACCAUCAAAGAAAAAUGGUUUCUGUUUUAAACUCUAUCAUCCAUUUAAACAGUCCAUCUGGGCAGUUAAGGGUCCCAAAGGAGAGUGGCUUGGUGCCAUAACACAACCUUUGCCAAAAUGCUACCUAAUCAUUCGUACAGCAACAGAAUAUGAGGGAAGAUGCUGGAUGGAUGCCCUGAAAAUAGCCAUGAAACAGGGCAUGCAGUCAGAAUACUCAACAGUCAAAGAAGGAAAAAAUCAUGACCUAAAUUCUUCAGACAAUUUGGGUGCUGGUCCUUCUGGCCUGCAGCAAAACUAUGACUACUUAAGUGAAACUUCUUUGAUAAGUGUUAGUGAAAUUGAACAGAAGCAUUUCAGCUAUCUUGGUUUAUGUUCUGAUACAUCUGACAUUGAGAGUAAUGAUGACCACAAGGAGGCAGAUAAUGAUGACCUUUGGGAAUGUGACUCAUAUAUCCCUGAAAAACAAGAUGAGCCAAGUAGUGAUGGUCCUGGGAUCAGUGGCAGUGACACCCCUGAAAGGCGUAAUGAUUCCCAUGUGAAAACCCAGCCAGGAAACCUUAUAAUGGGAAGUACCUAUGUGUCAGAGGUUCCCGAAGAACCCGAAGAGAUUGGUAAAACAUCUCAGCUAAUCCAGAUGCUACUAAAGCAAAUUCACCCUGGAAUGGAUUUGUCCAAGAUUGUAAUACCUACAAUCCUCUUAGAACCUCGAUCAUUCUUAGAGGUACUGUCUGACUUCUACUGUCAUGCAGAUUUUCUUUCAAAGGCCGCAGUUGAAGAAGAUGCAUAUUGUCACUUCAAAAAGGUGGUGAAGUGGUAUCUGUCUGGGUUCUACACAGGGGCAGAGGGGCUAAAGAAACCGUACAAUCCAGUACUUGGAGAAACUUUCCGAUGCAUGUGGGUCCAUCCAGAAACUAACAGCAAGAAUUUUUAUAUAGCAGAACAGGUAUCUCAGCACCCAGCUGUUUCUGCCUUCUAUGUGAGUAACAGAAAAGAUGGGUUUUGUGUUGGUGGCAGCAUCAUGGUCAGUUCUACUUUUUGUGGAAAUUCUUUAUAUGUCAUGUUGGAGGGAGAUAUUGAACUUACCUUCUUAAAUCGAGAAGAAGAUUAUGUUAUGACCAUGCCACAUGUUCAGUGUAGAGGAAUUUUCUAUGGUACAUUUGCUGUCAGCCUUGGAGGAAUGGGAACAAUUAAAUGUGAGAAAACUGGCUACAAUGCAGAGAUUGACUUCGGAGAAAAGGUUAGAAUAAUUCUAGGAAUGACAAAAAUCUUUGAUAGUUACAAUCAAGUAUCAGGGAAACUCAAAAUGAGAAAUGAAGUCUUAUCUACAGUGGAGGGUCACUGGGACAGUGUGGUAAUUAUUCGAGAUGGCAAGACGGACAUUGCUGAAAUUUUAUGGAAUCCAUUACUGGAAGCAAAACAUUGUAGGCUUUCAAGGUAUAUAGUACGGCCUGAAGAACUAGGAGAAUUUGAAUCACAGAGAUUCUGGCAACAAGUGACGGAAGCUGUACUCAGUGAAGACCAUAUAACAGCUGCAAAUGAGAAGUUUAAUUUAGUGGAAGCACAGAGGCAGGCUGCCAAAGAGAGGGUGACUAAGAGUGACAAAUGGGUCUGCAACCUAUUUCAGCAAGAUAUGACCACUGGAAAAUGGCACUAUAAAUAUACUGAUUUCAGGCCCUGGGAUCCACUCCUCGAUUUGAUGCAAUUUGAAAAAGAUGGUAUCAUCCAAACCAGAUUCAAAUCUCAGACUCCAUUGAUCUGUAUUCAUAAAACUGAGAACAAAAGUGGUCAUCUGAAGAACAUGAAAAAUGGCUGCACAUCUCAGACUCCUGAUCAUCAAGACAUUUUAGGGAGUGAACGUUACAAAUCAAACCCUAUACAAUUACAGAAGAAAGGAAUAUAUCUCAAAGAAAUUCAAAAUGCCCUUGACUGUAUUCGAAAAUCCCAGGAUGGAAUUAAUAGAACUUUGAAAGACAUCCAUAACUUUCCUUUGAGAAAUCAUCCUCACAUAGAGCGUAAUAGCUUGCAGAAGAGAUACUACUUCAUUAUCAUAGUGAUCCUGCUUCAGAUAUUUUUCGUUGUCUGCUAUAUAUAUGGCAAAAAGCAAUGAAUAGUCAAAAUUCUAACUCAGAAAGGAUUGUGGAUAAAUAAAAGUAUUUUUA
This is a messenger RNA of Protopterus annectens (West African lungfish), 2518 nucleotides long. Its product is annotated as oxysterol-binding protein-related protein 8-like. Lineage: Eukaryota; Metazoa; Chordata; Ceratodontiformes; Protopteridae. Bases 1 to 2466 code for a protein of 821 amino acids. The record is from RefSeq and is a predicted model, not a curated record. Gene Ontology annotation, cellular component: membrane; intracellular membrane-bounded organelle; cytosol. Gene Ontology annotation, molecular function: cholesterol binding. The transcript has 19 exons.